This is a messenger RNA of Suillus paluster, 354 nucleotides long. RefSeq lists its product as uncharacterized. The transcript has 3 exons. Bases 1 to 354 code for a protein of 117 amino acids. The record is from RefSeq and is a predicted model, not a curated record. NCBI's taxonomy places the organism in Eukaryota, Fungi, Basidiomycota, Agaricomycetes, Boletales, Suillaceae.
AUGCAGCUGACUGUCGCAACUCUCACUCUCUUGGCAUCCUUCUUCCUUGGUGUUGCAGUGGGUAGUCCAACCCGCCGUGCUGCAAAGCCUCCCGCUCGUGGACAAGCAAGAUCAAUAAAUGUACAACUCCUUCGAGAAGUUCAAUGCGCUGUUUGUCCAGAAGACAUUGAGACAAAUGAUGGCACUGCAACACUUGCUUCUGAUCAAGGGACAAAUGACGGGAUCACUAUGUGCAUCUACGACGAGAGUUCCGGCACGAUUGUCUGUCCCUACGUAACGGAUACUGGAGAGUUGAAUGGCACUGUCGAGUACUGUCCACAAACGGUUGCUCUCGAGGACUGUGUCAACAGUUAA